Molecule: messenger RNA, 1986 nt
Organism: Anthostomella pinea
Lineage: Eukaryota; Fungi; Ascomycota; Sordariomycetes; Xylariales; Xylariaceae
Source: the annotation of a GenBank genome assembly
AUGCGCACCUAUACUACCUAUAUUCUCGCCUGCUGCUGCCUCGGCAGUGCGCAGAGCCUGUCUAUGGGCAAGCAUGAAGAGCGGCACGAGACCCACGAGCGCCGCUCUCAGCUUCCUCGCGGCUGGGAGAAGCGCGGCCGGCUUGAUGAUGGGCUGGUCAUCCCACUGCGGAUUGCUCUCACGCAGAGCAACCUGGCUCAAGCCCACGACUAUCUCAUGGACGUGUCACAUCCCAAUUCCGCCAACUCCGGGAAGCACUGGACACCCCAGCAAGUUGCUGAGACCUUCGCGCCCGACGCGACUACAGUCGUGGCCGUGAAGAGCUGGCUCGCAGACGCGGGUAUUCGCAAUGUCGACCUGUCACCAUCCUCGAGUUGGGUGCAGACCAACAUCACCAUCGCCGAGGCCGAGAAGCUCCUGAAAACCUCCUAUUUCGCGUAUCAGCACGAGAGCGGGCAAUACCACGUUGCCUGCGAGGACUACAGUCUGCCCGAGAACCUGCGCCAGCAUGUUGACUUCAUCACGCCCACCGUCCACUUCGACGUCAAGGUUAACCGCAGCAACGCAAAGCGUGCCCUUGAUCCGCACGGAUCGGAGAUUCUCAACCGCCACAUCUCCGAGUCGAAGGCCCGCAAGGCAGCGGAUCUCUAUCGGAGAGGCAUCAACGUCAAUGAGACGUCCACGGACAAUGCUACCGAGUUGGCCCACUGCGACACUCUGAUGGUCCCGGAUUGCCUCCGAGCUCUCUAUGGGAUUCCAGCCGAUGUUCCAGUAGCGGCAAACAACUCAUACGGCAUUGUGGAAUAUAGUCCUCAAGCAUACCUACAGGCCGAUCUCGACGCUUUCUUCAAAAGCUUCGCCCCAGGCCUUGUCGGCCAAAGCCCGAUUCUCGAAUCCAUCGACGGCGGCUUCCCCCAAACGACCACCCAAGACGCCGGCCACAACCAGGAAUCCGACCUGGACCUCGAGUACGCCAUGGCGCUCGUGUACCCGCAGAACGUGACCCUCUACCAAGCCGGCGACCCCAUCCUCGGCGCCUCUUUCAACGACAUCCUCGACGUCCUCGACGCCAGCUACUGCACGUCCGACGGCGGCGACGACCCGGUGAACGACAUCUCGUACCCCGACCCCAGCACGGCCGCGGGCGCCUACCACGGCACCAAGCAAUGCGGCGGCACCCCCAUCACCAAGGUGAUCUCCACGUCCUACGACUACGACGAGAACGCCCUGUCCGCCUUCUACGAGCAGCGCCAGUGCAACGAGUACCUCAAGCUCGGCCUGCUCGGCACCACGGUGCUCUACUCAUCCGGCGCGUCCGGCGUAGCCGGCAACGGCGGCGCCUGCAUCGACGAGGAGACCGGCGCGUACAACGACGGCACGUCUGGCCGCUUCAACCCGACGUUCCCCAGCAGCUGUCCGUACAUCACGUCCGUCGGCGCGACGCAGAUCCCCGCCGGCGGCUCCGUGGCCGACGCCGAGGAGGCCGCGCAGACUUCGACGUACUCGGGCGGCGGGUUCAGCAACGUCUUUGCGCUGCCUUCUUACCAGGCCGACGCCGUGGCCGCGUAUUUCGCCAGCAACUCGAGCAACGCGCUGUCGUACUCCGCGUCUCAGUACAACAACUCGCAAGCAACGCGCGGGUACCCCGACGUCAGCGCCAACGGGGUCAACUAUGUCGUGUCAGUCGACGCCGCCGCCAACGACGGGGAAUUCACGCUGUUCUACGGGGCGUCGGCCGCGUCGCCGACGUUCGGGGCUAUCAUCACGCUGAUCAACGCGGCGCGUCUGGCUGUCGGCAAAAGCACAGUGGGGUUCAUCAAUCCGUUCAUCUACGCCAACGCGGAUAUGUUUAAUGAUAUCACCUCGGGCAGUAAUCCCGGGUGUGGGACAGACGGGUUCACGGCCGUGGAGGGUUGGGACCCGGUGACGGGGCUGGGGACGCCGAAUUUCCCGAAGAUGCGGACGGCGUGGUUGGCUGCGGCAUAA